CAGUCAGUCUUUCUGGGACAGAGUAGAAGCAGAAGAAAAAGAAGGAGGAGGGGAGAACAGGAGUUUCUUCCCCCUCACCAAUCCAACUGUUCUUCAUCGUGCAGUCUGUAACAACAGACAUUCAGCUUGAGACGAGGAAACAGCAGAAGCUUUCUUCUCCAUGUUAGAUCAUCUCUGGGCGGCAUGAACUUUUAGAACUUCAGCACUUGAAAGUAUUCAGUCAGGAUGGACCACUCAGCUCUCCGAUGCCUCAUCUGCCUGUCUGUCACUCUGCUAACCAGACACACCGCUAAUGGCACCCCAGUCAUUUCCAACGACUCUGUGGAGGGCAGUGGGCAGUGGGACUCUGAGAGCACAGACCUGAUCUCCACACCUAGCAUUUCCUUCUUCCUCAAUGAAUCGGUAAAGACCACCUCCAUAUAUGGAGAAAAACAUAGCAAAUCAUUCUUGGAUCAGGUGGUGGAUUUCUUACAAGAGAACCACCUUCCCAUAAUCGUCAUUUCCACUUUACUACUUCUCAUCCUCACCAUCCUCUGCUCGGCUGCCAUCUUGAGUCGCCGACAUAAAGUCAGCACCUACUACCCUUGCGCUUUCCCCUCCAAGAUGUACGUGGACGAGCGAGACAAGACUGGAGGAGUGCGCUUCUUCAACGAAGUCCCGGAGAAUGCCAAUACCAGCUCCAGUGAGGAGCCGGUGAAUUCAGCCAAGCAGCUCCAAGAGGACAUCAUGCAGGCUACCAAGAACCUCCGAACCCCAGUCAAGGCUCCAUGGAAGGAGAAGAAUGAAACGGCAGAAGAUCGAAAACCUGAAGAUGAUGAGGAAUGUCCUCAGAGCGACAAGAGUCAAGAGAAGAGCUGUGGCCCGCUAGAGGACAAGACCACAAAUCAGUCUGCCAAUGAGGAUUCUGUGGAAAACAGCAGCCCCAGCAGGUCCCAGGACAGCGUGCCUGCUUGUGACAUGGAAAAGACUGACCCUUUGGACUCUGGGCCCCCUGAAGAGAGCAAACAUCCAUGUGGGCCAGAGAAUUCGGAGAUACAAGAAAACAAACAGGAAGUUGCUACUUCAGACUCACCAUUUAUCAGUGAAGAGAAAACAGCAUUUUAGUGUGGACAUUUUUAAAGUCUUAAAGGAAACACUUAGACAUAAAUAGAGACCAAAGUGUAUUUCUUGGACACAUUGUGAAACUAAAUGUAGUAUGAAGUUUCAUUGAAAUGAUCUGAUUUUUCAGGAAAAUAUAUGGCUUUAAUGUUGUUUGUGACUGUUUUCUUUGAUGUACCAAAUACAAAUGUACCCUGCUUUAAAUUAGUAUUUUAAUUUACUUAAGUGUAAAUUAUACGAACGGAUGCCUAUUGGGCAAGACUUUAACAUAAAAAUGGCAUUUUAAACAUUA
Megalobrama amblycephala (Wuchang bream) is the source of this 1390-nucleotide messenger RNA. It is a transcript of the gene tmem119b, whose product is annotated as transmembrane protein 119b. Gene Ontology annotation, biological process: ossification; positive regulation of osteoblast proliferation; positive regulation of bone mineralization. The transcript is spliced from 2 exons. Gene Ontology annotation, cellular component: plasma membrane. The coding region runs from base 226 to 1104 and encodes 292 amino acids. The record is from RefSeq and is a predicted model, not a curated record. NCBI's taxonomy places the organism in Eukaryota, Metazoa, Chordata, Actinopteri, Cypriniformes, Xenocyprididae.